Messenger RNA from Plasmopara halstedii, 336 nucleotides. RefSeq lists its product as uncharacterized. The coding region runs from base 1 to 336 and encodes 111 amino acids. The record is from RefSeq and is a predicted model, not a curated record. NCBI's taxonomy places the organism in Eukaryota, Oomycota, Peronosporomycetes, Peronosporales, Peronosporaceae. The transcript has a single exon.
AUGUUUCAGGCUUUACAAGGUUGUAUUAGUCGAUAUAACUUGCCUGGCCGAAAUGCGAUUGGCCGGAAGUCGAAAAAGCUAAAGCCUCACAUUUUCAUCAGUAGAGUGUCAAAAAUGCAUCAUUUCAGCUUGAAUGGAUUUGUCAGAAUAACGAAUGACUUUGGCUCCAAAGAUUUCGGUACAGCUCUGAAGACAAGCCACAAUGAUCCUCCGUCUCUCGAGCAUAUAUCUGAGGAGAAGGAACUGGCCGCCGUAAGCUUGCGGCGUCAGAUAUUAUUUUGUGUCAGGCGGAUAAGAGCGGCAUUUUCUUUUGGUCCCGAGGGAUUGAUCCCGUGA